AUGUCGAGCCAGUCGAGUGGAGCUGCGGAUACCUCCCUUGAAGACUCGGUACUUAUCCUCGAGGGACACUGGAACUACACCCCGUGGCUUUACUUCCUCCUUCGCUACCUAGGUCCCGAGUACUGGAGAUUUCUCCUAACAGACGAGUGUACUUCGUUGCCAUCUAGCAGGGUCGUGGCCACAGCACAAGUGGGAUCAAGUGAAGGCAGUCGCACCCUGUCUACCCCCGUACAAGAUCAAGAGGCAUCCGAAUCCCGCAGCAUUUCUCCCAACCAGCGUGACAAUGGCGAAAAGAACAAACCGUCCAAGGCGCUCUCUUAUCUCCGCUCUACACUCAAUCACGAGGCUAAGUAUUUGAUCCGCAAUAUCGACAGCUUCUCGGAAGCGUUCAGAAAGAUCAAAUUGUUCUACGGCAAGCCGAGACACCAGACCAUAGCCUUACGAUGGUCGAAAUGGGUGAGCCUUCGCUAUUUUCGAGGACAUGGAGCGUCGGAGUUUGUGCGCAAAUUUAAAGAAAGACUCCAGGAACUCGAAGAAAUCAUCGGCAUCGUCGACCACAGAGUGGUCUUUGCUCAAUUUGUUCACGCCAUCUCAGCUAGUGGGAACUACCCCGGUUUUCUCCUGAAGCUACCCCCGGAUUUAGACGACCCGAACUUGAUGGAAUCCGUGUACGCCGCAUUUCUACACCGCGAAACCUCGUUCUUCAACUCUAUCCACUCAACCGUCGACUCUGCGUUUGUCCCUCGACCACAUGAUAUCAUGGCACCGGAUUUUUGGCACCCGCUAUAUUGCCCUUAUCAUAGGCGUGUCGUGCAUCACUCUCAUCAACAAUGCCGCCUGGGCCGGAGUUUCGGAUUGGACUUGAGAAACGAGAUUUUAAGGCAGUUCGAAAAAGACAGACAGCGCCACAAUGACAAGAAACGCCGUCUGGACCCUCGUGAGGGCUCAUCAUUGAUGAUCUCCACCGAUUGA
Molecule: messenger RNA, 972 nt
Organism: Penicillium brasilianum
Lineage: Eukaryota; Fungi; Ascomycota; Eurotiomycetes; Eurotiales; Aspergillaceae
Source: the annotation of a GenBank genome assembly